This is a messenger RNA of Brassica napus (rape), 2591 nucleotides long. RefSeq names its product COP1-interactive protein 1-like. The transcript has a single exon. NCBI's taxonomy places the organism in Eukaryota, Viridiplantae, Streptophyta, Magnoliopsida, Brassicales, Brassicaceae. Bases 86 to 1240 code for a protein of 384 amino acids. The record is from RefSeq and is a predicted model, not a curated record.
AGAAGUUGUUACAGUCAGUAGAUCUUGAGACAGAAAUUGCUGGAAAGACCACUGAAGUUGAGCAACUAAAGCGCAAAACAGAGAAAUGGUUGCUAGAAUCUCGGAACUUGAGAAGACAAUGGACGACAAAGGAACUGAACUCUCUGCUUUAACCCAAAAACUUGAGGAUAAGGAGAAGCAAUCAUCCUCCACAACUGAGAGUCUGACAGCUGAGAUCGAUGGCCUAAGAGCAGGACUAGAGUCGCUGUCUGCUCAAAAAGAAGAGUUAGAGAAGCUAAUGGAGAGCAAAGGCGAUGAAGCUUCAAUGCAGAUUAAGCUAAUGGAUAAGAUAAACAAAGCCUCUGCUGAUACAGUGGUGUUAACAGAACAGAUCAACAGUCUGCAGCAUGAACUUGAUUCUCUGCAGGUGAAGAAGAGUGAAACCGAAUCAGAGUUUGAUAGAGAGAAGCAAGAGAAAUCAGAUUUGUCUAAUCAGAUCAUCGAUGUCAAAAAAGCAUUGAUAGAGCAAGAAGCUGCUUACUAUACGCUGGGAGAGGAACACAAACAGAUCAACCAACUGUUAAAAGAACGUGACGAAGAACUUAAUAAGCUAACAGAGGAUCACAAAGAAGCCCAAAUGUUAUUGGAGGAGACAAGUAAUGAAGUAUCAUCCAGAGAUUCUGCAAUCGCAGGUCAUGAAGAGACAAUGGAGAGUUUACGUAACGAGCUAGAAACGAAAGGAGAAGAGAUAGAAACUCUCAUGGAGAAAAUCAGUAACAUCGAGGUUAAGCUACGUUUAUCCAACCAGAAACUGAGGGUAACCGAACAGGUGCUAACAGAGAAAGAGGAAGCUUUCAGGAGAGAAGAAGCUAAACACUUAGAGGAACAAGCAUUGCUUGAAAAAAGCCUCACAGUGACUCAUGAGACUUAUCGAGGUAUGAUGAAAGAGAUAGCAGAGAAAGUGAACACAACACUAGAUGUCUUUCAAUCAAUGUCUGAAAAACUCACGGAGAAGCAGGGGAAGUAUGAGAAAACGGUAAUGGAGGCAUCUAAACUACUAUGGGCUGCGAGGAAUUGGGUGAUUGAGAGGAAUCACGAGAAGGAGAAGAUGAAGAAAGAGAUGGAGAGGAAAGAAGAGGAAAUAAAGAAGCUUGGAGAGAAAGUAAGAGAAGAUGAAAAAGAGAAGGAGAGGAAAGAGGAGGAAAUAAAGAAGCUCGGAGAGAAAGUAAGAGAAAAUGAAAAGGAGAAGGAGAGGAAAUAAAGAAGCUUGGAGAAAAAUUAAUAGAAGAUGAAAAGGAGAAGGAGAGGAUGAGACUUUGGUUGGACUUGGAGAAGAGAAAAGAGAAGCAAUAAAGCAAUUAUGUGUGUGGAUCGAUCACCACUAAGGUCGAUGUGAAUAUCUUGAAGAGGUUUUGUCUAAGACUGCUGUGGGUCGAGGGCAAAGACAGUCGCAGCGAGCCUAAGAGCUAGCGCCAUCAUCGGAGACAGUAUGAUACGUUGUUUUUCUUUCUCACCUCACAUGAAUGCAAACAAUGUAUUAUGUGGUUCUUAGGUUUUGUGUUUUGGUCAUUCAGGAAGAAGCUGGACUUCCGGAAAACUCCUGGCUGAGAGGAUAUAUUUGGUCGAUUACUUUUGUGUAUGUUAUGUUAGUGUGAUUGUAUUGCAUUAUUCAUCUCCCCUGUAUUCGUUUUUGAUGUUUUUUUCAAGUCAAAUUGGGUUUUAUUGUGUGUAAAGUUUGGUGGUGGGAUUUAAUGGGAAUAAAGGGCAUCCUGCAAAUGAAUUUUUGGAUUGUGAUUUUUGGAUGGUGUGAUUGUACAGAACGAUUAAUCAAUGUUGUCGGUAUAGUGUUUCUGAGUCUUUGGUAUUUGUUAAAUACAAAUAUUUUUUGUUCUUGAUCAUACACAUCGCUUAGAAUCAUCCGAACCAUUUCUUGGUCUCCAAGUUAUGGUCCCCAUCCGAACCAUUUCUUGGUCUCCAAGUUAUGGUCCCUUUAAAUGAUAUGUACUUUUGGUGGAACAAUGAUUUCAAAGUUAUUUACUUGGUAAAUGCUAUAUCAUAUGAAAAGGAAUACAGUUGAGCAUAAACAAUUUUUGGUACUUAAAGGAAGAUCUAGAUCUGUAAUUUGUAAAUUCUCAUUUGUUAAGAUCAUUGCUUACAUAUAUUUUUGGUGUGAUUAAUAGUUGACAGUUAUAAAGUAAAGAAAAAGUGAAGAAACCGAAGUGAUAAAUAAAGGUUCCUAUUGGUGAUAUUUUAAAUACUUUAUUUUGUGAGUUUUAGUAAUGUGUUCUUUAAUUUUGUAUUUUUGAGAGUUAUAUUAAUAAUUUUGUAUUAAAUUAUUUUUAUGAAAAUAUAGAUAUUAAUUGUUUUGUUGGGGUUUUAAAAUAUACUAUUGAUUAAAAUUAUAUAUAGAAUAUUAGAUAUUAUUUUAGUAUAUUUUGCUCGAAUAAUAAAAAUGAAAGAUGAAGAAAUUUUGUAAAAUUUAAUAAAUGUGAUGACAUGAUGUUUCUCUCUUUCUUUGAUUACUGAAGUAGCGCAAGGAGAAAAAAAUGUGAUAUAACUUUAAUAUUAUAGGUGUUACAAAAAAAACUUCAAUAUUAUAGACUCUUUUUUUU